This is a messenger RNA of Chlorocebus sabaeus (green monkey), 4674 nucleotides long. The record is from RefSeq and is a predicted model, not a curated record. Lineage: Eukaryota; Metazoa; Chordata; Mammalia; Primates; Cercopithecidae.
GCCAAGGCAGUGUAUGAGAAGAUGUUCAACUGGAUGGUGACACGCAUCAACGCCACCCUGGAGACCAAGCAGCCACGCCAGUACUUCAUAGGAGUCCUGGACAUCGCUGGCUUCGAGAUCUUCGAUUUCAACAGCUUUGAGCAGCUCUGCAUCAACUUCACCAACGAGAAGCUGCAGCAGUUCUUCAACCACCACAUGUUCGUGCUGGAGCAGGAGGAGUACAAGAAGGAGGGCAUUGAGUGGACAUUCAUUGACUUUGGCAUGGACCUGCAGGCCUGCAUCGACCUCAUCGAGAAGCCCAUGGGCAUCAUGUCCAUCCUGGAGGAGGAGUGCAUGUUCCCCAAGGCCACCGACAUGACCUUCAAGGCCAAGCUGUUUGACAACCAUCUGGGCAAAUCCUCCAACUUCCAGAAGCCACGCAAUAUCAAGGGGAAGCCUGAAGCCCACUUUUCCCUGAUCCACUAUGCCGGCACCGUGGACUACAACAUCAUUGGCUGGCUGCAGAAGAACAAGGACCCUCUCAAUGAGACUGUAGUGGGCUUGUAUCAGAAGUCCUCCCUCAAGCUGCUCAGCUCCCUGUUUGCCAACUAUGCUGGAGCUGAUGCGCCUAUUGAGAAGGGCAAAGGCAAGGCCAAAAAAGGCUCGUCCUUUCAGACUGUGUCAGCUCUGCACAGGGAAAAUCUGAACAAGCUGAUGACAAACUUGCGCUCCACCCAUCCCCACUUUGUACGUUGCAUCAUCCCCAAUGAGACAAAGUCUCCAGGGGUGAUGGACAACCCCCUGGUCAUGCACCAGCUGCGCUGCAAUGGCGUGCUGGAGGGCAUCCGCAUCUGUAGGAAGGGCUUCCCCAACCGCAUCCUCUACGGGGACUUCCGGCAGAGGUAUCGCAUCCUGAACCCAGCGGCCAUCCCUGAGGGACAGUUCAUUGACAGCAGGAAGGGGGCAGAGAAGCUGCUCGGCUCCCUGGACAUUGACCACAACCAGUACAAGUUUGGCCACACCAAGGUGUUCUUCAAGGCCGGGCUGCUGGGGCUGCUGGAGGAGAUGAGGGACGAGAGGCUGAGCCGCAUCAUCACGCGUAUUCAGGCCCAGUCCCGGGGUGUGCUUUCCAGAAUGGAGUACAAGAAGCUGCUGGAACGUAGAGACUCCCUGCUGAUAAUCCAGUGGAACAUUCGAGCCUUCAUGGGGGUCAAGAAUUGGCCCUGGAUGAAGCUCUACUUCAAGAUCAAGCCGCUGCUGAAGAGUGCAGAGACAGAGAAGGAGAUGGCCACCAUGAAGGAGGAGUUCGCACGCCUCAAAGAGGCGCUGGAGAAGUCCGAGGCUCGCCGCAAGGAGCUGGAAGAAAAGAUGGUGUCCCUGCUGCAGGAGAAGAAUGACCUGCAGCUCCAAGUGCAGGCGGAACAAGAUAACCUGGCAGAUGCUGAGGAGCGCUGUGAUCAGCUGAUCAAAAACAAGAUUCAGCUGGAGGCCAAAGUCAAGGAGAUGAAUGAGAGGCUGGAGGAUGAGGAGGAGAUGAAUGCUGAGCUCACUGCCAAGAAGCGCAAGCUGGAAGAUGAGUGCUCAGAGCUCAAAAGGGACAUCGAUGAUCUGGAGCUGACACUGGCCAAAGUGGAGAAGGAGAAACAUGCAACAGAGAACAAGGUGAAAAACCUGACAGAGGAGAUGGCUGGGCUGGAUGAGAUCAUUGCCAAGCUGACCAAGGAGAAAAAAGCUCUGCAAGAGGCCCACCAGCAGGCCCUGGAUGACCUUCAGGCUGAGGAGGACAAGGUCAACACCCUGACUAAGGCCAAAGUCAAGCUGGAGCAGCAAGUGGAUGAUCUGGAGGGAUCCCUAGAACAAGAGAAGAAGGUGCGCAUGGACCUGGAGCGAGCGAAGCGGAAGUUGGAGGGCGACCUGAAGCUGACCCAGGAGAGCAUCAUGGACCUGGAGAAUGACAAGCAGCAGCUGGAUGAGCGACUGAAAAAGAAAGACUUUGAGCUGAACGCUCUCAACGCAAGGAUUGAGGAUGAACAGGCCCUCGGCAGCCAGCUGCAGAAGAAGCUCAAGGAGCUUCAGGCGCGCAUCGAGGAGCUGGAGGAGGAGCUGGAGGCGGAGCGCACCGCCAGGGCUAAGGUGGAGAAGUUGCGCUCAGACCUGUCCCGGGAGCUGGAGGAGAUCAGCGAGCGGCUGGAAGAGGCCGGCGGGGCCACGUCCGUGCAGAUCGAGAUGAACAAGAAGCGCGAAGCCGAGUUCCAGAAGAUGCGGCGGGACCUGGAGGAGGCCACGCUGCAGCACGAGGCCACGGCCGCCGCCCUGCGCAAGAAGCACGCCGACAGCGUGGCAGAGCUGGGCGAGCAGAUCGACAACCUGCAGCGGGUGAAGCAGAAGCUGGAGAAGGAGAAGAGCGAGUUCAAGCUGGAGCUGGACGACGUCACCUCCAACAUGGAGCAGAUCAUCAAGGCCAAGGCUAACCUGGAGAAGAUGUGCAGGACCUUGGAAGACCAGAUGAAUGAGCAUCGGAGCAAGGCGGAGGAGACCCAGCGUUCUGUCAAUGACCUCACCAGUCAGCGGGCCAAGCUGCAAACGGAGAAUGGUGAGCUGUCCCGGCAGCUGGAUGAAAAGGAGGCACUGAUCUCCCAGCUGACCCGAGGCAAGCUCACCUACACCCAGCAGCUGGAGGACCUCAAGAGGCAGCUGGAGGAGGAGGUUAAGGCGAAGAACGCCCUGGCCCACGCACUGCAGUCAGCCCGGCAUGACUGUGACCUGCUGCGGGAGCAGUAUGAGGAGGAGACGGAGGCCAAGGCUGAGCUGCAGCGCGUCCUGUCCAAGGCCAACUCGGAGGUGGCCCAGUGGAGGACCAAGUAUGAGACGGAUGCCAUUCAGCGGACUGAGGAGCUUGAGGAGGCCAAGAAGAAGCUGGCCCAGCGGCUGCAGGAUGCCGAGGAGGCCGUGGAGGCUGUUAAUGCCAAGUGCUCCUCACUGGAGAAGACCAAGCACCGGCUACAGAAUGAGAUUGAGGACCUGAUGGUGGACGUGGAGCGCUCCAAUGCUGCUGCUGCAGCCCUGGACAAGAAGCAGAGGAACUUCGACAAGAUCCUGGCCGAGUGGAAGCAGAAGUAUGAGGAGUCGCAGUCGGAGCUGGAGUCCUCACAGAAGGAGGCUCGCUCCCUCAGCACAGAGCUCUUCAAGCUCAAGAACGCCUAUGAGGAGUCCCUGGAGCAUCUGGAGACCUUCAAGCGGGAGAACAAGAACCUUCAGGAGGAAAUCUCGGACCUUACUGAGCAGCUAGGAGAAGGAGGAAAGAAUGUGCAUGAGCUGGAGAAGGUCCGCAAACAGCUGGAGGUCGAGAAGCUGGAGCUGCAGUCAGCCCUGGAGGAGGCGGAGGCCUCCCUGGAGCACGAGGAGGGCAAGAUCCUCCGGGCCCAGCUAGAGUUCAACCAGAUCAAGGCAGAGAUCGAGCGGAAGCUGGCAGAGAAGGACGAGGAGAUGGAACAGGCCAAGCGCAAUCACCAGCGGGUGGUGGACUCGCUGCAGACUUCCCUGGACGCAGAGACACGCAGCCGCAACGAGGCCCUGAGGGUGAAGAAGAAGAUGGAAGGAGACCUCAAUGAGAUGGAGAUCCAGCUCAGCCACGCCAACCGCAUGGCUGUCGAGGCCCAGAAGCAAGUCAAGAGCUUGCAGAGCUUGCUGAAGGACACCCAGAUUCAGCUGGACGACGCAGUCCGCGCCAACGACGACCUGAAGGAGAACAUCGCCAUUGUGGAGCGGCGCAACAACCUGCUGCAGGCUGAGCUGGAGGAGCUGCGUGCCGUGGUGGAGCAGACAGAGCGGUCUCGGAAGCUGGCAGAGCAGGAGCUGAUUGAGACCAGCGAGCGGGUGCAGCUGCUGCAUUCCCAGAACACCAGCCUCAUCAAUCAGAAGAAGAAGAUGGAUGCUGACCUGUCCCAACUGCAGACUGAAGUGGAGGAGGCAGUGCAGGAGUGCAGGAAUGCUGAGGAGAAAGCCAAGAAGGCCAUCACAGAUGCCGCCAUGAUGGCAGAGGAGCUGAAGAAGGAGCAGGACACCAGCGCCCACCUGGAGCGCAUGAAGAAGAACAUGGAGCAGACCAUUAAGGACCUGCAGCACCGGCUGGACGAGGCCGAGCAGAUCGCCCUCAAGGGCGGCAAGAAGCAGCUGCAGAAGCUGGAAGCGCGGGUGCGGGAGCUGGAGAAUGAGCUGGAGGCAGAGCAGAAACGCAAUGCGGAGUCUGUGAAGGGCAUGAGGAAGAGCGAGCGGCGCAUCAAGGAGCUCACCUACCAGACGGAGGAGGACAGGAAAAACCUGCUGCGGCUGCAGGACCUGGUGGACAAGCUGCAGUUAAAGGUCAAGGCCUACAAGCGCCAGGCCGAGGAGGCGGAGGAACAAGCCAACACCAACCUGUCCAAGUUCCGCAAGGUGCAGCACGAGCUGGAUGAGGCGGAGGAGCGGGCGGACAUUGCCGAGUCCCAGGUCAACAAGCUGAGGGCCAAGAGCCGCGACAUUGGCACCAAGGUGGGUCCCUCCUCUGGGCUUUGCUAGUCACCCCUACAGCAGGCAUACCCAGACACAGCACCCUCAAACCAGGGAUACUUCCUUUUCAUUUAUUCCACACAAUUGAACCACACAACCCUAGAGGUCAAGGUAAUUGGUAAUUCAGUCCUGUGUGAUUUCUAAGAU